GUGGACGUGCCGUACUUUUGUCGCAGCGCGAAGCUAUUGGGUACGCAUUGCGGGUGUUUGUGUUUAAUUGCGAAUAAAACUACUGAAAAUCGGUCGUGGCUACAACAACAACUGCCGCAAAAGCCAUUGAAUAGAUUCAAUAAUAAAUAACGUGUAGAAUUUUAAGGUGACGCUGUGUCUAUGUGUUCGUGCGUGUGCGAAAUAAAAAUGGCAAAAAGCAAGAGCGGCUAGCAGAUGUGCGCGUGUGUGUGUUUUUUUUAAAUUGCUAUUAACGGCACCGAAUUAGCAUUAAAUUAUUAAGUAGUAAAAUAUUUGAAGCGGCACAGGCUAAAGUACAACUGCAAUUCAAUUCAGCGACGAUUGCAACGCGCGAGCGACUCGUUUUGCAUACUGCAUUGAAAUGACAACCACAACGCAGGUGGAGAUCAACACGAAUGGCGCUGGGAGCGGGAGCUUGGAUGGCAGCAGCGUGACCACAAUGCCAACUGCAGCCAACUCCAACUCCAACUCUAACUCGAGUCCAGCUCUGGCCAAAGCCCAGCCCGUGUCCAAGAGCUUGGGCGGCGUGGGCGUGGCCAGCACACAAAGAGCCACGGAUGUUACCAAACGCAAGAAGCUGAAAUCGCGCAGCGCCACAACAACAGCGGCAGCAGCAGCAGCAGCAACAACGGGCACAACAGCAGCAGCAGCAACUACGAACAGCAAGAACAAAAGCAGCAGCAGCAAUGGCAGCGCACGGGAGCAAUAUGCCAAGGAUCAUUUAGAUGCCUGGCUGGAGAAUUGCCUGCGGGAUGCGACGAAUGCGCAACUCUCAUCAUCGUCAGAAUUCCUGGACUUUAAUCCAACAACAACGAGCAAUAAGACGCUGGCAGCACAACAGCAACAACAACAGCAACAACAGCAGCAGCAGCAGCAACAGCAACAGCAGCAGCAAUUUUUCAUGCGUUCGCAUUCACAACCGUUUGCCAUGGGCGGGGCCACGCCCUUUAGCAUGGGCAUACAGCGCCACCCACAGCCGCUGAGUUAUCGUUAUCCCAUGCUCUUUCCGCCGCAGCCGAAUGGCUAUGGCCUCAACUUUGGCCUGCCCCUGCCCGGCGAUGGGACUCAGGACUUUGCCAGUCUGCCGCCGCUGGUCAAUAUGCUGGGCGGCUUUGGCGCCAGUCCAGAGCAUGACCACAACUCCACGGACGUUGUAGAUGGCAGCGGCAGCAAUCCGAACAUAAGUCGCGGCUUUCGCUUUAGUGAUCCCUGCCUGCUGAACCCCUCGGACAAUGACUCCAAACUAAGUGGACAGAAUACGCCGGAAUGUCGCAAUGGCAAUGGCAAUGGCAGCGGCGCCCCAGUCUCGACCAACGGCAACGGCAGCGACGUCGAUCAACAGAACAAAUUCUUUGCCGCGCUAAUGGAGCAGAUUAACAUAUUGCACGAGACGAAUUCCAAAAUUUGUCGCAAUUUGCACGAGACAAAAGUUGAUAUCGAAGCUUUGAAGCACGCUCCCAAUGGCCAGCCAUGGGCUGGCGGCGGGGGCAUGCGGCACCGUAGAGAUAGCUUGAGCGGAUUAAGCACACAAAGUCAACCAUUGGUAUUUGGCGGCGGAUUCGGUGGCACGCAUAGUCCAGCGCCCACUUUUCAUUCAGGCGCCUACACGCCCGGCAUGAUGACGGAUGUGGUGCGCGAGGUCAAAGAGGCGGCACGCGUGCGUGAGGAUGCGCUACUCAAUCGCGUUAAGUCCAUGGUAGAGGAGCGCCAGUGGUCCAUGAGCGAGGGCAAUGUGCGCAUACUACGUGAUAUAGAUGAGCUCAAGGCCCAGGUGAUGCAGCUGCGCGAGGAGCGCAAGGAGACAAAAAAACGUGUGUCCCAUCUCGAGGCGGAGAACAAAUAUCUACGCCAGGCAUUGGCCAGUUUGUUCAAUCAACGACAGGCAUAUCACGACAUUAUAUACGAAAACGAGCGCGCUCGAGGUGCGCGUGUCAAAGCGCCUUUUGGCUUUCCCAAUGGCGGCGCACGACGUGCACACUCUCUGAAUCUGCACUAUGGCACCGUGCAUCAGGCGCCGGCGCAUCCCACCCAACUGCUUGACGAGGACGAUGAAGAGGAGCAGCUGCAGGAUGAGGAUAAUGAGGAGCUGGCGAGCAGCAAGCGUCUGUCCAGUUCCAGCAAUGAAUCUCCCAGCAAUGGGCUGGUCGCGCCCAUCAAACAGUUGCCGCAAACGCAACCCUUGCAGAGUCCGCCCAAAUUCGCAUUGUUGGGGGAGCAGGUGGCGUCGACGCCCACGCCGCCCCCACUGUUGCCCCGCAAAAAGGAGCACGCGCAGCUGAAGCGCGAACUCAGCGAAGCGACCAGCGCACGUAAGGAGGCCAAUCAGCGUAUCAUAGCACUCGAAAAAUUGGUUAAAGACCUAAGCGCCCAGGUGGCUAGCCAACCAAAUUGGAAUCCAAAUGUGACUGCGCCCAAUGCCGCCGCCGCCGCCGUCGCCGCCACGGCCAACAGACUCAGCCUCGCCGGCGGACCCAUUACGGACUUAUAGUUCUAGCUAACCGGCUGCGGCGAUCCCAGCACGCCCGGCACCAAGCAACAGAUGACACCGACGGGUUUACGUGUUACCCAUUUAUAGCAGGCACCAAAGCCUCGGCGACAACAGCGGCAACUGCACACAUUUCGUUUCAAAAUUAUUUAUAAUUCUCUAACCUAUGCAUAAAUCAACGAAAUGGAGAACAUGUUUAAUACACACACACACACACACAUCUAUAUAUUUCUAUAUAAGCCAAAUGAUCAUGUUAAAGGCCAAAUCGUACCCAACAAUUCAACAAUUCAGGCCGCACAAAUCCUCAAAAUUUGUUACUAAAUCAAAGUUUCUACGCAUACCUACAUCUAUUAACUAUGUAACUAAUAGCGAAAAACGUGUA
Drosophila hydei is the source of this 2906-nucleotide messenger RNA. RefSeq names its product GATA zinc finger domain-containing protein 6. The coding region runs from base 401 to 2527 and encodes 708 amino acids. The record is from RefSeq and is a predicted model, not a curated record. The transcript is spliced from 11 exons. NCBI's taxonomy places the organism in Eukaryota, Metazoa, Arthropoda, Insecta, Diptera, Drosophilidae.